This is a messenger RNA of Manihot esculenta (cassava), 786 nucleotides long. RefSeq lists its product as uncharacterized. Lineage: Eukaryota; Viridiplantae; Streptophyta; Magnoliopsida; Malpighiales; Euphorbiaceae. The transcript has 8 exons. The record is from RefSeq and is a predicted model, not a curated record. The annotation marks the transcript as partial.
CGCCCUCACCUUAAGUGCCUCGCCUCUGAGCGGCGCUUCCACCUCAGCUCCAUCCACUUCCAGCGGCGCUUUCACCAUCCACCGUCCAGCCUCCGAUCUCUUUCUGAGAAGAGCCACGCACGCAUCUCGCCUCGAGAUUCUCGCGCCUGUGCCUCCAGUCUCCUCUCGACUGGACUGAUUCACCGUCGGCGUCAGCCGUUGCUCUCAGUCGUGCUUAUUCCACAGCCCUCAGUCCUCUCCGAGUCUCUGUGUCGCGCUUCCAGCCAUUCACAGUUGAACUUGAGUAAACUGUACAAGCUAUUUGAAUCCCAUCUUCAUAGUACUGAAGUACUUCUACGUUAUUCAUCUGCUCUUGUUCAAGGUGCUACAAACGUUUUCUGGAUUGACAUCCAAACAAACACUCGGCAUUUUCAAAGCCUCUUUCGGUAUCUCCUUGAGGAAGUUGCACUAGAGCCUAAGCGCUUGAAUAAAAUUCCAUUACAGGCACAACAAGAUCUGUUUCUUCUACUCUCAAGAUCCUUACUUUUUUACAACUUAGAUGACAAACUAGAAAUCUUCUUAAAGCACUUUCCUGUUUUUCCAAAUGCUUUCUUGGUUGGUGGUCCUGUGGAUUUCUUUGUGAUUGAACUUGCGGACCAGCUUCAAAAGUUGAAGGUGGAGCCAGUUCUAUUGCAUUACCUCUCUCAAAAUAAAAUUCUCCAAGUGAAAUAUCAGUUCAAAUUUGAAAAAUAUGGUGGUGUUGGUCUGCUGGAGACUUGAUUGAAAAAUAUCAGUUCAAAUCUUCUC